Messenger RNA from Zalophus californianus (California sea lion), 1108 nucleotides. RefSeq names its product fetal and adult testis expressed 1 (gene FATE1). Gene Ontology annotation, molecular function: ubiquitin protein ligase binding. Bases 107 to 658 code for a protein of 183 amino acids. Gene Ontology annotation, cellular component: endoplasmic reticulum; mitochondria-associated endoplasmic reticulum membrane contact site; mitochondrial outer membrane. Gene Ontology annotation, biological process: negative regulation of apoptotic process; negative regulation of mitochondrial calcium ion concentration. The transcript is spliced from 5 exons. The record is from RefSeq and is a predicted model, not a curated record. NCBI's taxonomy places the organism in Eukaryota, Metazoa, Chordata, Mammalia, Carnivora, Otariidae.
UUGCUUGAGCUCCUACCCCUUGAAGAGCUGAUUUUCCAAGUGCCUGCUCUGUGCCCUGCUUCCUGUGUAUCCUUGGCUAUAGCUUAAAAGUAUAAAACUGGCUGUGAUGGCAGGAGGGCCCCCUAGCAUCAAGGAGGAGAUGGAAACAUCCCUGGCUGAAGAGCCGGUUCCUGGAAGCUGUGUGCAAAACCAAGAGCACCUGGUGAUAGCAGAAAUGACGGAGCAUGGAUCCCAGUCCCUGGGUGUCUCUCAGCGGCGACAAAAGUUGGAUGCAAAGCCUGCUGGCUUUGCUGCAGGUCAACCAGUUUGGAAUAUGACUGCCACCCGGCCCAAGAAAACGGGGUCCCAGCUGCCAAUGCCCAGAAUGUUGAGAGAACCAGGCCAUGGUGGUGCGCACCCCCAGGAGUAUCCUGGUGGCUUCCAAAACAUGAGAUUCCAUUAUGAGCGCAACAUAGACGCAGAUAUGGUGGCAGAGAUUGGCCUGGAAGAGCUAAAUGGACUGGAGAUGGAAGUCAUGAGAAGACAGAUGCACGUGAUCACCAGCCGGCUGAGAGACCUGGAGGACCAGGGUGCCACCUGGCGCCACAGGGAUGCUCUGUUCUUCACCAUGCUGGUGUCGGUCUGCAUUGCUAACCUGUGGCUGUGGAUGCGCCAGUGAUGCCUCAUGCCGCCUGAGCCCACUUCUUCCUUUUCUUCCCUUUUCUCCCUGAGCUGCCCUUGUCCAUCUUUCUUCCAUCUUCCAGCAAUCCUUAGCAGCAUCAGAGCCAUUUUCUAACUCUGGUUACACAGCUUGCCUGGGGGAGGCCCUAGCAGCUGGGAGGUAAAAGAAGUGUGGCGUUCCAAAAGUCUGAAUGGGCUGAAAUGUAGCCACUUUGGAGAGUGAGGAGGGUGACAUCUUGUCCCCACAGUAACACCAGUGGCAGGUGCUUCCUGCUUGCCCAUCAGGGCUCCAUAGUGACCAUCUCAGAGCUGAAACUUGCUUCUGUGCCCUCAGUGUCCCUUCUGUUCCAUCCUCUGUGGCAGGGGCUUGGCUGUGCAUUCCGUUUUCUUCCACUUUGUGUACAGGGCUCUACACAGAAAAUGCACUCAAUAAAAGUUCACUGAUAGC